This is a messenger RNA of Geodia barretti, 1082 nucleotides long. The record is from the annotation of a GenBank genome assembly. Lineage: Eukaryota; Metazoa; Porifera; Demospongiae; Tetractinellida; Geodiidae.
UAGCUAGCUAGCUUUGGUGAUGUACUGCAAAAAGUGGGCAGGGCUCACCUAGCUCGUGUACUAUACAGACCGCGAGAGCUGCAUCGAUGUGGAGCAAGUCGAGGGAGAAAAAGGCAGCGAAAAAGUACCACACGAGGAACUUUGGUACUGGGCACGUGGAGGCAGACAGCCACUACCUGAGUAGAGUCGGCCUGAGGGGAAGGAAGAGAUGGCUUCUGCUUUCUGCACUGGUAUUCGGUUACCUCCUGGUCCUUGGACACCUAGCGCUAACGUGUGUGAUAUUGGGGGUGCUACGUUUCAAUCCCCACGGCCCACCAUACUUUGUGUUCAACAGAGAUGGGAGUCUGCGGUGGCCACAGGGGGCUGUCAUCUCAGAGGUGUGGCUGGAGGGCUCACUACAGGCCUUCAGCAACCAAUCUCUGGCAAUCGUUGGAGACAAUGACCAGCAGGUUAUCUUCACAUCUGGCAGCCAAAGAUUCAGUCCUGCAGGAGACAAUUUUGUCGACUCAUCUCAAAUCUCCUUCUCUCCCUCUGAAGCUAACUCAGUCCAUUCAAGUCAUUUUCAGUGUCCCACUCAAAUCGCCAGUUGCUGUUUGCCAACUCUUCACUAGUGACUAUGAACAGUCUGUCCAGCCUCCACCACUUGACUACCACCACUGGCUUCAUAACUGACACAGUCAGAGCCCCAGUGGAUGGUGAUCUGAGGGUAGGGACUGAGGCAGGAUCACUGUCUUUACGUGGAGGGAAUGGAGUGUCCCUGUCUGGAGACCAUGUCAACAUCAGCAGCUCCAGGAAUCUGCAGCUUACUGCCCUCACAGGCUCGCUUUUAGUUGGAGGUACAGAGGGAGUGGUACUGGAGGACCUGCCUUCCCAACCCCCCACUCCCAGCUCUGCCAGCUACCACCUGUGUGCCUGUACUGGCAGUGGAAGACUCUUCCUCGUCCCCUCAGGCCCUACGAGAUGUGCUCUAGCAGCACAACAGGCUGAAAACAUCUGUGACUCUUAGUGUAACUCAGCAAUAACUCCUCCAUAUUGACUUUUCCCUCUCAUUGAUAUAAUACUUUGAAUAGUCGUUUGCGAUG